This is a messenger RNA of Megachile rotundata (alfalfa leafcutting bee), 3378 nucleotides long. RefSeq names its product heparan sulfate 6-O-sulfotransferase (gene Hs6st). The record is from RefSeq and is a predicted model, not a curated record. Gene Ontology annotation, cellular component: membrane. Gene Ontology annotation, molecular function: heparan sulfate 6-sulfotransferase activity. NCBI's taxonomy places the organism in Eukaryota, Metazoa, Arthropoda, Insecta, Hymenoptera, Megachilidae.
ACUUCCCCGUCCAGAACACACGUUCCCUAUAUUCUUAGGUCCAUAUGUUCAGAAGAAAAUCGCGACGGACAACUAUUGCGAGAAGUAGCGGGGCGCGCAGUAGUAGGGAUGCAGAGUAUCUGUCAUGGCCGACGUGCGCUGGGAGCGUAGUUUUGAUCGGGCCGUAACGGCGAGUAGUACGCGGUGUAUGCAGCAGUGAAAAAAAACAUGGGGUACGAUAAUGGGCAGACGGUCAAGCGAAGAAGGCGUUAGCGAACUCUCGGUCCUUGUACAGGACGAUUUAUGCGAGAGGUCCGCGACGAUGGAGUCACGAGCACGGAGGACUCGGUUACGUAGCGUUGUAGGGAUAUGUUUGUUUCUCGCGCUCACGGGCAUCGUUUAUCUUGGCUACUUUUGCCCUGAUCAUGUGUGCGCCCUGACGAGUCGCGAGAUCAAGGAAUCCGUAAGAUUGUCCGAGGGUCUGUCUGCUGGUCCCGGCUCUGGCUUGUCUUCCGUCUCCGUUGAAUUCGACAAAAAUGGCCUGCUCUCUGUGCAUCCUGCUUUUAGAUUGCAGAGUAUCCAAGGGAGCCUCGGUUACGACGAUGUAUUUACCAAUGAUACCUUCCAGUUUGACAUUAACGGUCAUGAUGUCAUUGUUUUCCUACAUAUUCAGAAAACUGGAGGAACAUUAUUUGGAAAACAUUUAGUUAGAGAUCUGGAUUUACAAAGACCUUGUUCUUGUCAAAGAAGACGUAAGCGUUGUUUUUGUUUCCGUCCAAAUCGCAAUGAAAAUUGGCUUUUUUCACGAUAUUCUACUGGUUGGAAAUGUGGUUUACAUGCUGACUGGACAGAAUUAACUAGUUGUGUUGAUACUGAAUUAAAUAAAAUUGAAGGGGAUGGGAUAAAACGUAGAUACUUUUAUAUAACUAUCAUAAGGGAUCCUGUUGCACGAUACUUGUCUGAAUUUAGGCAUGUACAGAGGGGUGCAACUUGGAGAGGUGCUCGUCAUUGGUGUGGAGGAACUCAAGCCAAUAUACCACAAUGUUAUCCUGGAUCUAGUUGGCAAGGUGUUUCUUUAGAACAAUUUAUGGCAUGUCCAUAUAAUUUGGCAAGCAAUCGCCAAACCAGAAUGUUGGCUGAUUUAUCAAUUGUUGGUUGUUACAACUCCACAUUGAGCAGUUUGGAGAGAGAUCGUCUCAUGUUGGCUAGUGCUAAACACAAUUUGCAAUUCAUGCCUUUCUUCAUGUUAACUGAGUACCAGAAAGUGGGACAGUAUUCUUUUGAAGAAACCUUUGGAAUGAGAUUUGCUGUUGCAUUUGAACAACACAAUGCAACAUUGAGUGCUGCUACAAUGGCCACUCUUAGUGCAGAACAAUUAGAUGCUGUGCGUAAAUUGAAUAGAUUGGAUCUGGAACUUUAUGAUUUUGCAAAGAAUCUUGCAUUUCAAAGAUUCAAACGGCUUAGAGAUCGUGAUCCAUACUUUGUACAACGAUUUCAACAUCUUGGGGAAUUACCUUCGAGGCAAAGUGUAACAGAAUUCAAUUGGGAUUCUGUUAUCGAAGAUACAACAGAUGUUGAAUGAUAUCAGUUUUCAAUGGAAGAAUAAAUAUUGCAAAUUAAUUUUGUAAAUAUAUCUAAAAGUCUAUAUUUUUUAAAAGGAUUAUUUGCAGCGUUAUUUGAACGAAGUGGUAUUAGAUUUAAUAAAAAGCGAUCCACAUAGCGUAGGUGGUAAAAUGUUCGUGCGAAUGUUGAGAUGAAUGGUCGUACAUUGGAUAAACGUGGUUCAUAUUAGAUACUGAAUCUAAGUAUCUGUUUGAUAAUAGCUCACAAAGCUCUUUUCUUUAGUAAAUGUUUAUAUUUUCAUGUAACUGUUUUAAAUAUCAGGUCUCCAUAGUUUUUCACGCUAAAUUAGUAAGUCAACAAUUGUUACAUUAAAAAUGUGAAAUAAGUUGUAUUAAUUUAAAAAAAAAAAUUACGUAGUUGUUUAAUCUACUAGAAUUGUAUGUGCAAUAAGACUCAAUGGGUUACCAUUAUAAAUAUUUCAUAUCAUUCAGUCAUGAAAUAAGUGUAAUAUAUCCUAUAUAUACAUUUAGAUAGUUAGCAUUAAAUCAUUAUGAAACAUAAUGCAAAUGCUCUCUUUAACGUGCUAUUGAUCUUCUGUAUGAUUACCAUGUUUAUAUUGUAAGUUAGAUUGUAAAAUGAGUGCCAUGAAUUGUAUAGGACAAAUUGAUCUGCUUUCUUUCUCUUUUAAGUUUGGUAUCAAAAUUACUGACAUAGAUAUAAAAAUACAUCACUUUUGUUUCAAGAUUGUUCAUAAAUUUGAGGCAUUCAUUGCCUAUGUUAAAUAUCUUGUUGUUGAUUUAUAGGUGAUAAUUAAAUGUAGUUGUUAUUUAUACAUUUUUUUAUUUAUGGUUUGCAUUAAAGUAAUUUUUGUAAAAUAAAUAUGUUCUCUAAAAUAUAAUUCAGAAAUCAAAGCAAGAAUUAACAUGGAACUACUAUCAUCUGAUAAAUCAACAACUAAUAUCUACUUAUAAAAAUAUAUAAUUAACAUGUAAUAUGAUUAAUGACAAUGAUCGUUUAAACGUAACGUUAAGGACCAAAGAUUAAUAAGUUUUUACAAAACUGCAGAGAGCUUGUUAUGAGCAAUUGUAAAAAGUUUUUAUAUGUUCUUAAAGGAAGCAAUUAUAAUUGCUGUAAAUGAAAAGAUGUAUGUGCAAAAUCUUUUCAUGUAUACAUAUAAUAUAUAUAUGUACAAUAAUUAGAGUUAUUAACUUGGAUGAAACACAGAAAGAUCUUUUAAGCAAUCAAUGCACAGAAACAGGUUUUUAGCAAUAUACUUCUAUUUUUUCAUAUUUAUCUUAACUAUCUGUUAGCAUGUUUUAAAUAAGUGAAAGAUAAUCCAACUUAAAUCACACAGGGUGGGUGAGGUAUUUUAAAACUAUUAAACGUAACACAAUUGCCGUUCGCCAUUUCAUCGACUUUCUAAGUUUCAAUGUUUAUCUUUUUACCAUUUUCUAUCAUACAUACUGAAGUGUUUGUCUCGUUAUGCGUGCAAAGGAUGCCUGUGGUUAUUCGUAGGCAAUUAUCGGAUUAAUAGUAAUUUGAGUAUUUGCAUUAUCGGCAUUGUAAAAAUGCGCACUGUCCAAUUAACGUUAAAGAGAAAUUAGCUUUAACAUGUAACACGAAAUUUGUAGCACGAAAUUAAUUCAAAUAAUGAGAACAAAAAGCCAUGACAGUAGCCUAAUAAAGUAAAGUAUAGGCCUAAGCCAAUGGUACCUUACAUAAGUCAGUGUACAUACCACACCAUUAACUCAUUAAGGAACAAUAAAUUGUUGUGUACACAUUAUAUACAAUCUUAUACAGACAUAUAUAAAUACAUAAAUAUAUAUAUAUUAUAUA